Molecule: messenger RNA, 2242 nt
Organism: Phialemonium atrogriseum
Lineage: Eukaryota; Fungi; Ascomycota; Sordariomycetes; Cephalothecales; Cephalothecaceae
Product: major facilitator superfamily domain-containing protein
Exons: 5
Coding region: 180-1964 (594 amino acids)
Biological process (GO): basic amino acid transport; transmembrane transport
Cellular component (GO): fungal-type vacuole membrane
Molecular function (GO): basic amino acid transmembrane transporter activity
Source: RefSeq, a predicted model, not a curated record
AGUAGUAUGAACCAGUUGAGCUAUUUCGCACUUUCCAAGUCGGAGAUGAUGGCGACUCUUCUGGAUGGCUCUCUCAUUCGUUUCCGCGUUUUAUAUAUUGUUUAGAGAGCUGUGAUAACCUGCUGGGGACAUUCAUCACUUAUACCCCAUUGCUCCUGUCUCCACUCCCCUCUGGUCCAAUGGCGCGGGAUCCAGCGCCUCCGGAGGGACCUCGCUAUGAGGGCGACGACCUCUCAACGGCUCCCACAGCCACGGAAAACUCGCCACUUCUCCAGUCCGAGACCGCCAGCUCGAGAACGCUGACCCCGAGAGAUGACUCGCCUGCAAGUGCAGCGAGGACGGGGAGCGCGGCACCCCGAGUUCGAAACGACUCGGAGCCGGCCAUUGGGUGGAAGCGGGCCGUAUGCAUCAUCUUGAGCAUGUGGGCGUUGAUAUUCUUGCAAGCGAGCAACAUGAGCGGCAUGACCAUGACGCAGUCCAUCAUCGCCACCGACCUGGACGCAUACGAGAGCGCCAUGUGGUUCACGAGCUCAUACCUCAUCGUCAUGGCUUCCCUGGCCCCGCUCAUCGGCCGCCUGGCCAUGAUCUUCUCGCCGGGCCACAUGGUCCUGGUGUCGGCCCUCUUCUUCGCUGUCGGCGCCGUCGUCACCUCGCAGGCCCGGUCGUUCGGCGUCUUCAUCCUCGGGAGGGUGCUGACCGGCGUUGGGGGCGGCGGCGUCCUGACGCUGGCCAUGAUCUUGGUCUUGCAGCUGACGAGCAAGAAACGCCGCGGCCUGUUCAUCGGCCUGACCAAUGCCGGGUUUACUAUUGGACUGUCGACGGGAGCUGUUGUAUAUGGCGCGCUUCUUUCCACCAUGGGAUGGCGAGCAUUGUUCUGGCUACAAGCCCCCUUUGGGCUUCUCGCCGGAUUAGGGGUUUAUCUUAGCUUGCCGCCCUUUGCUGUCCACGGGUCGACAAAGGCCAAAACCGUAUUGCAGAAACUUGCAGCCAUCGACUAUGCUGGGGCAAUCGCCUUGAUACUUACCAUCGUCCUUUUCCUCUACGGCCUCUCGGGCAACAUCCGGAUCCUGCCAAUCGUCCUGUCGGCCAUCUCCCUCCUAGCCUUCGUCGCCAUCGAGUACCUCGUCGCGUCGGACCCCAUCAUCCCACUGACGGUCCUCCAGUCCCGCGGGAUCCUGCUCUCAUGCAUGGCGCAGCUCGGUUUCAUGGCAGCGCGCUGGACGGUGCUGUACUUCGCCCCCAUCUUCGUGCUCGCGGUACGCGGCCUCAGCCCGACGGUCGCGGGCGCGGUGCUGGUCCCGACCAACCUGGGCUUCGGCUCGGGCGGCCUCGUGGUCGGGUGGCUGCACGUGCGCCGCGCGGGGUCAUUCUACGCCCCGUCGCUGGCGUCUCUGCUCUUCUUCGCCAUCGCGCUGGCGGGGCUGUCGUUCCUCAGCACGGCCGCGGCGCCGGCGUGGCUGUACGUCCUCGUCGUCUUCCUCAACGGCUUCGGCACCGGCGCCGCGCUCAACUACACGCUCGCCCACCUGCUGCACCUGUCGGCGCCCGAGGAGCACUUCAUCGCCACCAGCCUGCUGGCCACCUUCCGCGGGUUCGCCGGCAGCUUCGGCACCGCCAUCGGGGGCGGCAUCUUCGCCCGCAGGCUGAGGGCCUCGCUGACGAGCGGGUUCGAGCUCCUCGACGGCGGCGACGGGAUCCUCGACCCGGGCCGGCGGGAGCUCAUCACGCGGCUGAUCGGCAGCCCCGCCCUCGUCUUCGGCGGCGACCUCAGCGACGCGGAGAGGGCCGUCGCCGUCCGCGGGUACGAGGACUCGCUGAGGGUGCUCUACCGGUCGGCGGCGGCGCUCUGCAUCUUGGUCCUGCUCGUGCAGGCCGGGACCGGGUGGUCGGGCGUGGCUGCGAAGGAGGACGCGGAGGAGGUCGAGGAGGCGGUUGCGGAGCAUGACGCGGCCAUGGAGGCAUGAUUUUGGGGUUUCUGGGUUUCCCCGGAUUUCUUGGCUGCCUAGAAUGGGAUUUACUCCUGGGGAGCUUGGAAAAGUGCAAAGGCCUUUGACAUGCUGUUCUACAACAGAGGGGAGUCCUAUCUGGGGCCCAGGCGAUGCUCUCCAUGUUGUUCUGUAUGAUUUCUACGAAGCAUUGCACUUUAUCUCAGAACUGGCUGCUGUACUGUACAUAUAUAUAUAUAUACGAAGCUAGGGGCAUUUUCGCAUAAGCAGUGACAUUCUAUCUAGCAUAAUAGGAU